Messenger RNA from Chelmon rostratus (copperband butterflyfish), 7983 nucleotides. It is a transcript of the gene greb1l, whose product is annotated as GREB1 like retinoic acid receptor coactivator. Bases 262 to 5967 code for a protein of 1901 amino acids. The transcript is spliced from 33 exons. The record is from RefSeq and is a predicted model, not a curated record. NCBI's taxonomy places the organism in Eukaryota, Metazoa, Chordata, Actinopteri, Chaetodontiformes, Chaetodontidae. Gene Ontology annotation, biological process: kidney development; multicellular organism development.
UGACGUCACUUGGCGGCUCCCUCGCCGUGCGCAGAUCAGCUGUGGCAGAAGAGAGCGAGCCGAGCUGCCGGCGGUGGUGGUGUCGUCGGAGCCAGGGACGCGAAUUUACCCACGGAGCCGCGUCGGUGCGGAUCAAGGUCUCAAAGCGCUGAGUGAAAUGUCUUUGCUGAAAGUUUCUGCUGAGUGGUAGCGAUACAGCAUGUAGCAGAGGUGAACAAGUCCCUUCACGCCUCGGAACAGACCGACAACCUCCCGCAAAUAAUGGGGAAUUCAUAUGCCGGGCAGCUGAAGUCUGCUCGAUUUGAAGAGGCUCUCCAUAACUCCAUCGAGGCGUCACUGCGCUCUAGCAGUGGAGAUCCGCAGCCCAUCUUCACACAGCUCUACCUUGAGCCGGAGCCGUAUCCUGGUAACAUGGAAGACAUGAAGCCGAAAGCUGACCUCCAUGGUCGAGAGCCGCCAGGCCUUAUGAAUGGACACUCUUCCAAUGAUCUGGAGGAGCUGGAGGAGGAGGAUGACUCAGACAGCAGCAGCCCUCCGCUUCCCUACCUACAGGCCCCUGCACCCGACGGCUGCUGCACCCUGGACGGCUUCUGUCAGGCCGGCAAGGACCUCCGCCUGGUCUCCAUAGCAACAGAGUCCAUCGAAGUCCCAGCAGGCUUCGAGCUGGUCGGCGCCAAAUCCCCCAGCAUCCCUGAGCACAUCCUGGUGUGUGCCGUGGACCGCCGCUUCUUGCCUGACGAGAAUGGGAAAAAUGCACUUUUAGGUUUUUCAGGAAACUGUGUGGGCUGUGGGGAGAAGGGUUUCAGAUACUUCACAGAGUUUUCAAACCACAUCAACCUGAAGUUAUCCACCCAGCCCAAGAAGCAGAAGCACUUAAAGUACUACCUGGUGAAGAAUUCUCAUGGUGCUCUGUGCAAAGGACCCCUCAUCUGCUGGAAAGACUGUAAAACCCGUCAGUUCUCCAGCAGCGCGUCGACGUCCAAACCCAGCUCGUCCUCCUCCCUCAGCAGUAAAGAAAACGGAGGCACCAGUGGACACAGCUCCUCUCCCUUUUCCCUCUCGGAUUCUCCGCCUACCAGAACAACACAAGCAUCCUCUGUCUUUUUCGGGAGUCAGGACCUCGGCAGAGACUGCAGUUUCCUCAAACCUCUGGCGUCCACACCUGGAAACAAGACUCAACCAAUAGUCUCCCCUGCGAUGAAUUCGGGGCCUCCAAAGAAGCGCCACCGGAGCUGGCACCCCAACUCGUUGGUGCCCGUCCCACCGCCCACCGCCGUCCCCGUGCCAGCCAUCCGGCCGAUAGUUUGCUCUCCAGGCUCUGCGUUGGUAGUGUCGUCACCUCAGCCACCCGUAGCAGGAGUGAUUCAGCCCCAACCCGUCACCGCUGGAGAGACAGUCAUUGUCCCUGACAACCUGCUCAACUCCUCAGGAGUCCGCCCUGUCAUCCUCAUCGGGCAUGGCACUUUACCUUAUUUCUAUGGGAAUGUUGGGGAUAUAGUUGUGAGCCCCCUGCUGGUCAGCUGCUAUAAGAGCAGCCAGCUGACAGAGAAAACCCUGGAGACGUUGGGCCUCAACAGCAGCCAGCUUCUCUGUGUGGAGACAAUGAUUCUGCUCACUUUGCAGUAUCUUGCACGUUUAGGCUCGGAGCAGAUUCCUCUGAGGGAGGAGCUGGAGCAGAUUGUUUUGAAGGCCAUGCUUUGUUGUCCCGGGGGUCCUGCCAUCUCCCCAUCCCAGCUGCCCUGGCUGGCUCGGCUGGAGGCCAGCGUCUCUGGUGGCAGCGUCCAAGUCGUGGUCACCCACAACUCUUUGGGAGAGGGCAUCUCUGAGUCACUUCGCUCUCUCAGCGAGGGUCCUCACCACCAGCAGUGCCUGCCCACAUAUGUAGUCAUUAUAUGUGCCUCCAAAGUUAGCGGCAACGAGUUCUGUGUGCUUGUUUUGGGAAAGUACCAAGCACGGGCCUUAGCUGAAGGCAUGCUCACAACCAACGAGUUUCUGAAGGAAAUCAGCUACGAACUCAUCACAGGGAAAGUCAGCAUCUUGGCGUCUCACUUCAAGACCACGUCACUGGGGGACAAUCUGGACAAGCAGCUGGUGCGAUACCAGCGCCGACGGAAGGGACAGGUCAUCCAGCCCUUUCAGGGCGAUGUCACCGAGUACAUCCACUCCCAGGAGGCUGCCAGCAUGUCACCGCCUUCAGACAGAGCAGAACUUUUAAAUAAGGUCUUUCAGAUCUACCCGACCCAGCUGAGCGUGGCUCGGAGCCUCCUCUCUCAAGUCUGCUCCAUCGCCGACUCUGGGACCCACAAUCUUGAUUUGGGGCGUUUUUGUAAAGUGGACUUUCUGGUAUUGGUCCCUCCAUCUCACAUCCUGGUACACCAGACGGUCCAGCGCAUCCGACAAUCAGGGGUGCUUGUGGACCUGGGCAUCGAAGACGCCUCCUCAGCCCACCAGAAAUCAGACAAGUAUGUGGUGCGUUUGGACGCCGACGUUCAUGCCAAGAUGGACGCCUUCAUGAGGAAAGUCAAACAGAACCCCUACACCCUGUUUGUCCUCAUUCACGACAACUCGCACGUCGACCUCACAAGCGCUCUGUCAGGCUCUGUGUGCCACGGGGAGCUGCAGGGUUUGGCUGACCGAGUGGUGAACUGCCAGGAAGUCCUGGACGCAAUGAACCUCCUGGUCCUGCAGGUCAGCUGCUUCCCGUACACGCUGCAGACCCGCCAGUCCCGCAUCAGCAUCCACAACGAAGUUCACUGGCCCUCCAACGAAAGCCUGCAGGGGGAGCAGUCUCCUAAUGAGUUGCUGUACUUCGGCCUGAGGGACUACAGCAGCUCCCUGCAGUGGGGCGUGGCCAGCCCCAUUCUGCGCUGCGAUGAUGCUUUUGAGAAGAUGGUCCACACUCUGCUGGAAAGACAUCCGCACCUCCACAGCAUGGUCAUCCGCAGCUACCUGCUGAUUCAGCAGUACACUGAGGCCAUGAUGGCCCUGACCUCUUCCCCGUCCCUGAGAGACCACAUCACCCCGGAGACCCUGGCCAUGGUGGAGGACCUGAUCAACGCCCCAAGCAGAGAGGGCUCCCAGGGCCGGGGCCACAUGCUGCUUGUCCGGGUGCCCUCCCUACAGCUGGCGAUGCUGGCCCGGGAGCGACUAGAGGACGUGAGGGACAAACUGGGGCUCCAGUUGUGCUUCGCCGUGCUGCUGGGAAGCCCCGCCACCGAGCUCAGCCUGCCCAGAAACUUCACCAACCGCCUCCGGGCGUGGAGAGGCUAUGAGAACGAAGACUGGGUGCCGCACACUUAUGAGGAUCUGGAAGGGCUGCCCUGCAUUGUCAUCCUUACGGGGAAGGACCCUCUCGGAGAAACUUUCCCCAGGUCUCUGAAGUACAGCGACCUGCGUCUGAUAGACUCCAGCUACCUGACUCGGACAGCCCUGGAGCAGGAGGUGGGUCUGGCCUGCACCUAUGUGUCCAUGGGCGUGGUCCAGGAGCCCACGAAGGCCACAGCCCCUCGGGAGUCGGACGGAGAGAAGGCCGCCACUGGCUUGAACGAUGGCGAUGAGCUUGAAAGACCUCAGAGCAACGGCAGCGCUGCAACCAGAACUUCUGGCUCUUUGGCAGAGAACGGCGUCAGUUCAUCUGACGUUGCUGACUCUUUCCAGCGGCCCUCCACCUCCUCCUGUCCACCUGAAGGUGCCGUCACCUCCGACGUGAGCACAGUGACACACGUGUUCAAGCAGGAGUGCGAUUCCCUGGGAAGCCAGCUCUCCUCCAACCCCUCCAAAGCCUCCAAGGCCCCUCCCUCUCUUUGCUCCAGUUCCUCCUCUUCCUCCCCCUCUCCAUCUUCCUCCUCCACCCAGAGGCCCAGCCAGUCCACACAGUGCGGCCGAGAGCCUAAGCCCGCCCGGGUGUCCCCGCGGACGGUCAUCAUGUCACGGGCGGCGUACAACCUGCUGGCGGGGGAGUCGGGGAGUCAGCUGAGCUCCUUCUCCUUGCUGCCUCAAGCAGAUGUGGCCUGGAGCAGCCCGCUGAGGCCCCUUAUCACGAACAGCCUGCAGGGGGCGGAGCAGAGCAUGUACUACCGCCAGUGGACCAUCACCAGGCAGCAUCACGCCGAUUAUGAAGCUCCACCUGUGCCACAUCCGCGACGCCUGCUACUCAGCGGACCCCCACAGGUGGGGAAGACCGGCGCCUAUCUGCAGUUUCUUCGCAUCCUGUUUCGAAUGCUCAUCAGACUGUUGGAGGUAGAUGUGUAUGACGAGGAAGAGGAGGAGGAAGAAGAAACAUCAGAGGUCACAACUCCAGUAAAGACCCAGUGGCCUGACAUUGAGGAAGUUCGAAAGCUGCCCUUUGACCCCUACCCCCGAGACCCUAAGUUCAGGAAUGCCAGCCCUGUUUACGCUGACAAGAUGCCAAAGUGCUUAAAAGACUUUAAGCAAGAUGGAGAGAGCCGAGCGCCAGCCAAACGAGUGACCAAGUCCAUACGUCUGAGCAGGUUUGCUGCCCACAAUGCCUUUCAUCACUGCGAACAGUGUCACCACUACUGUGAAGCAGGCCCUGGCACACAGCUGUCGGAGUGCACCUUCCAUGCUUUCACCUUCUGCUCGUCUAUGCUGGGGGAGGAGGUCCAGCUCCAGUUUGUCAUUCCCAAAGCCAAGGAGCAGCACUUUGUCUUCAGCCAGCAGGGCAGCCACUUGGAGAGCAUGCGCCUGCCUCUGGUCUCCACCAAGGAUCCAGAUCUAUUAAAGAGUCCCAUCUUCACCCCGACUACAGGACGCCAAGAGCACGGCCUGCUCAACAUUUUCCAUGCCAUGGAAGGCGCCACUCAUCUGCACAUUCUGGUGGUCAAGCAAUGCGAGAUGCCACACUACAGGAAGUACUGGCCCAACCACAUCCUGCUCGUCCUGCCGGCUAUGUUCAAUAAUGCGGGAGUUGGUGCCGCCCGCUUCAUGAUCAAAGAGCUGUCAUACCACAACCUGGAGCUGGAGAGGAACCGACUGGAAGAGCAAGGUGUCAAGAGGCAAGACGUCUGGCCUUUCAUUGUCAUGAUGGAUGACUCCUGCGUGCUGUGGAACUCCCACCAGUCAACAGACAGCAGUGAGACAUCAGAUGGAGGCUCAACCUUCACCAACGUGUCUCUGAAGACGGUGCUGCAGCACAUGGAAACCACACCGAAGAUCUCCCAGUACGCCAUGUGUGGCACACGCAAGUGGAGCAGCAGCCUGGCUCGCAAGUCUCCCAGCCACCCCUUCAGCCGCUGUCACCUCCACGAGUUUGUCAUGCUUAACGUGGACCUGACGCAGAAUGUUCAGUAUGACCUCAAUCGGUAUAGCUGUGAGGAGGUGGACUUUAAUCUGAGGGUGAACAGCAGUGGGCUGCUGCUGUGUCGCUUCAACGACUUCAGCCUCAUGAAGAAACACAUUCCAGUUGGGGGAAACAAAGACUUCCUGGUCAAACCAAAACUCAUGGAAAUAGAAAACCCCGCCCCAAUCAGCCCAUUCCAGUAUGUUUGCGCCCCAGACAGCGAGCAGACCCUCCUGGACGCCCCGGCCCAGUUCCUGCUCGAAAGGUUCCUGCAAAGCUGCAGCCACAGACUCUUUCCAAAGGCUGUUCAGAACAGAAACAACCCAGUUCUGUCCAUCGACAGCUACCUCAACAUCAGCCCGGAGAUUUCUGUGUGCUACAUCAACUCUCGUCCACACUCCACCAACCUGAACCACCAGGGCCUGCUGUUCAGUGGCCUGCUGCUUUACCUCUGUGACUCCUUCGUCGUCUCCGGACUCCUCAAGAAAUUCCGCUUCCUCAAAGGUGCCACUCUCUGUGUGAUCAGCCAGGACCGAAGUUCCCUGCGUCAGACCAUCGUCCGACUGGAGCUGGAGGACGAGUGGCAAUUCCGCCUGCGGGACGAGUUUCAGACAGCCAACUGCAGCGAGGACCGCCCCCUCUACUUUCUGACCGGCCGCCAUGUUUGAACCCGAAACGCCCUGGGUCCAGUGGGCUGCUGCAGAAACGCAAUCAGAAGUGACGACAGAUUUGAUUCCAAACCAGCCGGCAAUCACAAUUCUUGCCAUUCCAAUGGAAGGUCAGAGGGGAUCUGCUGGAGCACGAGAUCCAGUGUGCCCCACGAGUGGACACGUGGCCACCUAACAUGGCUUUCCCUACAUUUGUACUACCACAGUGCACUAUGCCUGGCUCUGCCGAGGGUCGGCGCAUGUUUCAACUCUUGCUUGUUGCUGGGCUUGUCUCCAUUUGAGCUUGUGUUCUACUGAAAAAUGCUGUGGGCGAAAAAGAGCACAGGUGAAACUGAACUCUAUUUGUUUUGUUGUUGUUAUUUAGCAAAAAUGGACGCUCUCAGAUCAAUGACGUGACUAUUCGAAGAUUGUACGUGUACAUGGACUUUGACAGUAUGGCCCGUUCUGGACAUACUUGUGUAUCUCAGGGUUUUAAAGGGAGAUUCAAGGGAGGUCGCUUAAAAGGGUUCGAACUUUUCUCCAAGUUCACCAUGUAUUUUUAGCUGUUGCUGGCGCCAAAGGCAUCCUCAGCCAUCCCUUCUCUUUUCCUUUCGCUUUCCUUCUCACCUGCUCUGCCUCUCAAACUCCACAAAGGUCAGCUCGUUACAUACAGAAAUAUAAACAUAGAGGUUUUGGAUUUAUAUCAUCGAGAGUAUCAGAUCCAAACAGCAGGCGACCAUUAGAGCCGACACAUUUAAACCCCUUUUCUCUUGUGCCUCGGAAAAAUAUUUAUGUGGCAUCGAUAAUCCGUCUAACGAGUGUGAGUGUAGUUUUCAAAUAACCUCCACACAAAUUUAUCCAAAGACUUUAUUCACAACUAUAGAAAAGUACAAGUCGAGUCCUCUCAAGAAUGUAGAACGUUAAUGUUCUAUUAUGGGCUUGAAUAUAUAACUAUGAAGCAGGUCUGUUGUCCAGACAGACUCAUCUGACUUGCCAAAGGGUUUUACUCAUCUGUUCAUGUGUAUUACCAACCAGACGAGCCAACAUGGAAGUAAGAGUAGUUUAGCGGUAUGUUCUAAAUGAUGUUUUGUACUUUGGCAUCUUCUGGCUUAAAUAUUGGGUAUUUUAAGCAUAAUCACAUUGCGUCAGUAAAUGCUUUAAAAGAAUCACUGCCAAAUGUCCUGCUACUGACUGUGCCUGGGGCGUCACCUCGGAGUCACGCUCGGAGGCUGAUUGUACACCGAUGGUCUUGGCUACCGCCCAAUCAUCGAACUCGUAAUCUGCCAUCUACUGCCGCCAAAACAAAGGGUGAUCAAAGACGCUCUACGUGCUGCCGAAAGCAGCUGAACAGAUCAUUUCAUGUACUUGAAAGUAGAAUGUUUUUAUAUGUUUCUCCACAGGGUUGUCCAAAGAAUAUGCCUUAAGUGACGUUUCAUACAGUCACUGCUCAUGUCACUAUUUUUUCUUUUUUUUGACCAAUGAGAAUGAAGAAACCAUUUAACUGUGAGGCGAAGAAAUGUUUGUCUGAGUGAAGCAAAACGAAAUAAUUGGAUUUCGAACUACUGUACUGUUUAAAGCUUUGUUUACAUUAUUAAUAUAUUAUAUCAUCCCCUUCACCACUGAGGGUUACUGAUGUUUUUAAGUCUUGUGUAACUUUUGCCAGUAUAUUUUGGUCAUAAUGUCUUUCUGCAUUUUAUGUUAUGUUGCAAAGGCAAGAAGAAUCUACCUAGAUGUGUCCUUAACCAUAUGUCUGUAUUGAAAAUGAAAUUCAGGUCCAUGAGGGAAUCUUAUUUAUUUGACAAGCAUUUUGGCCUGAUAAUCAUAUUGAAGUGUAAUAUUUGAUUGCAUGCUAAGCUCGCCUAAACAGGGGGAGUGUGUCCUCUUCAUAACCAUCCACAAAGGCUUUGCACAAGACCCAAACAAAUGAUUGUUAGAUCUACUGAAUGUCAUUGGGGGUAGGAAAUGUGAACUUGCACUAUACAAGUUGCCAGCAGAGAAAAAAAAAAAAUCCCACUAUAAAAUAAACCCCAAAAUUCG